This is a messenger RNA of Humulus lupulus (European hop), 1718 nucleotides long. Its product is annotated as UDP-glycosyltransferase 43-like. The record is from RefSeq and is a predicted model, not a curated record. NCBI's taxonomy places the organism in Eukaryota, Viridiplantae, Streptophyta, Magnoliopsida, Rosales, Cannabaceae. The transcript has a single exon. The coding region runs from base 107 to 1525 and encodes 472 amino acids. Gene Ontology annotation, molecular function: UDP-glycosyltransferase activity.
AUCGAUCACCAUUUUCACCGAUCACUGCUAUAAAAUGUGUCAAAACUCUCCUUCUUCUUCCAUAUGAAUCAAAUUAACCAUUGAAAUAAAAGAAGAAAAAAAAACCAUGGCCAGUUCUUCUUCUUCCAUGCAAAACCACGUAUUCCUAAUCGCCACCCCAGCGAUCGGACUUCUAACCCCAACAGUCGAACUCGCUCGCCGCCUAGUUGACCGCUUCCCCGGUCGCCUCUCCGCCAUCGUCCUCCUCAUCUCCGUCCCACAAUGGCCCACCGUCCAUUCCUACGUCCAAUCUCUCCACGCCACCUCAUCCCCCAACCUCAGCUUCCUCAUCCUCCCUGCAAUGGAGCCACCCUCAACUGAUCAAUUCCCGUCUUACGUCGCCAACGUAACCGCCCUCGUUGACCAGCAGAAAGUCAACAUAAAAGACGCCAUCGUUGCCGAGUCAAAAAAACGACGAGUCGUCGGGCUGAUCGUUGACUUGUUCUGCACUUUCGUUACCGACGUAGCGAACGACCUCGGCAUUCCUUCUUACCUCUUUUACGCCUCUCCGGCGGCUUUUUUCAGCUACGAACUCGAGAUGUCGAACCUCGCUUCUGAUGAGUCACUCACUGAGUUGACUGUUCGGGGUUUCGCUAACUCGGUUCCUCGUCGGGUUCUUCGCCGGACGGAGAUGGAGCGAAGUUACAAUGCCGGGUUCCCCAUCUAUCUGGACCAUGCCCGGAGAUUCACCCAAAUGAAGGGUAUUAUUGUAAAUACAGUGCAAGAGUUGGAGCCUUUUGCUUUGGACUCGCUCUCUGCCAGUGGGGGCCCAAAGGUUUAUCCUAUUGGGCCUGUUCUGAAUCUCAAAGGGUCGGCCCAAUGGAAUAGAGAUGGAGCCCAAAAGGAGAAAGUGAUAGGCUGGCUUGAUAACCAACCCAAAUCUUCAGUGGUGUUCUUGUGCUUCGGAAGCUGGGGUAGUUUAAGUGGGCCUCAAGUGAAAGAGAUUGCAAUUGGGCUCGAACGGGCUGGGCUUCGAUUCUUAUGGGCCUUACGCGAGCCACCAAAGUCCAACUUAGUUCCUCCUAGUGAUUUUUCAAAUGUAGAUGGGAUUUUACCCAAUGGAUUCUUGGAACGAACGGCUCGCAAUGGCUUGGUGUGUGGAUGGGUCCCACAAAUGACGAUCCUCUCACACCAAGCCAUCGGAGGGUUCGUGUCUCAUUGUGGUUGGAACUCGACGCUAGAAAGUCUGUGGUGUGGUGUACCAGUUGCCACGUGGCCAAUCUAUGCCGAGCAACAUAUGAAUGCUUUUCUUAUGGUGAAAGAGUUGGGAUUAUCCAAUGAGAUUAGCUUGGAUUAUGAAGAUGGUGUUGAUUUGGUUUCGGCUGAGGAGGUUGAGAGAGGAGUAAAGAAGUUGAUGGAGAGUGAUAACAUGUUGAGGGUAAGAGUAAAAGAUGUGAGCGAGAAGUGUAGGUUGGCUAUGACAGAACAUGGUUCUUCAUACACGUUUUUGGGUGAUUUGGUUGAGGAAUUAACAUCGCCUAUAUAGUUCAAAUUUGUAAAAUUACCAUAUGGUUCAAAUAUGCAACUAUAUAUAUGUACUAAUUUAUGUUUCGUAAAAGUCAAUGAAUGUCAAUUGUUGUUCAUUUUCUUUCUAUUUGGUGCUCUUUUCUAAAAAAAUUAGUUUGAAGUUUGAGCUUUGCCUUCUUGUAGACUAUUUAAUUUCAAAGUAGUAUUGUAUA